UGAGUCCCUCGGUGCUUUAGUCGCCGGUCGCUCGGCGGAACUCACGGAUUCGCUGAUUUCAUUUCCAGCGGACAAUGAAACUAACUCAAGUAGAUUUGAACAACGUUUAGCGGGGGAGCAGACACUUCCAUAGCCCGCCGAAAGACUGACACAUUCAAAUCGAUAGAUAGUUAGAUUUCGGAGGAAGAGGAGGAGAAAGCAGAGAGGGGAGGAGGAGAGAACCGAGACGAAGGGAGGACGGACGGACGGGAGAGGAAGGAGAGGAGAGGAGUCUGGAGAGAGCGCAGAGACAAGAGGAGAAAUUUCAGGGGGGUAAUUUAGUCUUAUUUUGGGUCUCCUCUCCUUCUUCCAGCCUUCUCCACCCCCUGCUUUUAAUUGUUUCAUCUCUUGGAGCAUUUAUGUCUGCUUUUGGGAGGCGUUAGAUGUUGAACUUGAUGGGUGUUUUAAACGCCACCGCCCCCAAUGUCUCCUGUACUUGCAACUGUAAGCCCUACACCUCCAUCCAGAACAUGGAAAUCACCCAGCUGGAGUUCGUCCAGAUCUUGGUGAUCGUGGUGUUCAUGAUGGUCAUGGUGGUGGUCAUCACCUGUCUGCUCAACCACUACCGCCUGUCUGCGCGCUCCCUGCUCUCCAGGCACUCCCCCGCCCGCAGGAGACACCUGCCGCUGGCCAAUGACGGAAGCCUGUGGUCGUCUGAGAGCACUGGGACCAGCAGUGGUCUGAACGAGCACCAGGUGUACAACCCGCGGCCCCCGGACAGAGGAGCCCUGUCGUACCUGCAGCGCGACCCGCAGCCCAGCCAGCCGCAGCCUCUGCUUCAAUCACAGCGCUUCCAGCAGACGUACGGCCCGAGUCGCUUCCAGCCGACGUACCCCUACCUGCCCCAGAGCCUCAUCGACCUCCCGCCCACCAUCUCCCUCUCAGACGGCGAGGAGCCGCCUCCGUACCAGGGGCCCUGCACUCUGCAGCUGAGGGACCCUGAACAGCAGAUGGAGCUGAACCGCGAGUCGGUUCGCCCUCCGCCCAACAGAACAGUGUUUGACUCCCACGCCCUGGACCCCUCCCACUCCUGCCUGCAGGCCAGGCUGCAGGCUCCGCCCCCUAGCGUCCAUUCAGGUAUUAGUGUGCUGGAGGCCCAAGAGGCUUUGUCCCGGCAGCAGAAACAGAACUCUCAAGUCGAGGGAACUCCCCCGACUUACAGCGAAGCCAUCGGGCACUUUUACCACCCAGCAACACUCGCCUCCACUCAGAGCCAUCGGACUGUAUCGUCCCUGCAGGGGGCGCCGUCCUCCCUCAUACACGGCCUGCUCAGACCUCUGCCCAAGCAGCAAGGAAGUGUGGAAAACAGGAACACAAGGAACACAAAGGAGAAAUCCCAGAAGCCGGAACAGGUGUGACUGGACUGCUUUCUCUUCAUUCCAGCUUGAAAGAGACAAAAGAAAAACACCCCAAAUUCCAUCAGUUCAUCAUUUGGGAAAUCAUCCGCGGGCAAUGAGGAACGAUGACAUGAACGUUAACAUCCGGUGUGAAUGGUUACAUGGCGGAUGUGCGGUCGGACUCGGCCAGAGUGAGAACAUCUGCAUCACCUCUGCAGAGCACAGUUCCAGGAGAACAUCUGGUUCUCCUGGUUUUCCACUUUGCUUCAGAGGAACGGGGGAUUGGGGAGCAGAAGGACGUGAAGUGGAAAAGAUGAAGAUGGAUAGAAGCUCCUGUAAAUUCCUCGUUCCUCCUGUAUCAGAUGGAUCUUUGUUAUAAAUAUUUACUUGUUCUGUUUGCCUCUGUAGAACGUAUCAUUUCCAAGCCUGCAGAACACUUCAAUCGUCUUGGUUCUUGCAGGAUUUGUUUCGUUUUCUUGUGAUAAUCCUCUGUUGCUGCUUUGAGUCCUUAAAUGUUCGCUUCUUUUUUUUUUCCCAACUUCAAAGUUUGCAGCAGCUCCUGCACCGAGCUUUGGCUUUACCAGUGGGGCAUGAUAGCACAUCUGACUAUAUUUCCAGUUUAGAUUUAGUUAGCGUAAUCAUAAAACUAGCUCAGCAGGUGUAGCAACAGUGCUAAACGUCCUAAAGCUCUGCCUUAUAAUGACCAACUCCUGCAGGAGACCUUACGACCCUUGACUCAAUUUGAUGUCUUCAGAAGAGAGUUUGCACAAAGUCUGAUUGUUCACUGCAGAAGGAGAAUCUGCGGUGAUUAUUGCUAAGAGAGGAGGUCGAGAAAGUCGGGGUGUCUUUCUAAAACUUGAUGCAUUCUUUGUUUUUUGGUUGUCUAGUUUUAGAAAAAGAGAUGUGAGAAACACGUGAGGGUGCCAACAUUCACCUUGAACAUUUUGAAACGUACAUGUUGACUUGUAUAUUCGAUACAUAUGGAGUAUCUUUACACGCAUGUAUGAACGAGAAUGGAAAAGCACGAAUUUAGAGUUAUUUAUAUACUUGCUGAAAAGCAUUGCACUAUUUUUUUAGUAUGCCCAGAUGGAACAUUUGAGAGGGACUUUUAUUGUGAAGGAGCUCUGUGGUUUGUGGUUUAAAAAGAGAUUGGAAAUGAUUUACCAGAGUGUGUGAGCAGCACGGUGCACAGCAGCGACUAUCAGUUGAUGGGAAGACUCUGACUUUGGUCCAAAGGACUCAGACAAUCCAAUUUCUGUACCAUAGAUGAAAGAAAAAAAAAAUCUCCAGUUUAUGCAAAUGUCUGAGUCCAGCGAACCAACCAAAUGUCAGCAGCCCACCUGUGGGUCCAAUCAGAAACCCCGUAACUCUCCCCGUCUCUCUCUCUCUCUUAUCCCUGUCGGCCGAAUCAUUAGCAAUCCCAAAGCUGGCUGCUACUACCUCGACCAAACAAGUGAAGCACAUACGCUUUCUCAACUUAAUCAGACUGUACCAUUUAUCAACCGUCUGAGCUAAUCAAGACGGUGUGUAACAGUAGAAAGGAGGAGAGUAGAAUGUUGUAGAGUUAGUUUUAGGUUUUUUAAUCCUGCAUUGGUGUUUUAUUUGAAUGUCAGAGUUUUAUGCUCAUUAGGUGAGAAGAGAGAGACGCCUAAUGUCCUCAUUGUGGAGCAUUACUCAGGAAGAAAGCCUGUUACCCAACAGGUCCCUAAAUAUCUGAUAUGCUGGCUGUGCACAGUGGUGGCUUCUUAUGCAUGAUUCAUAACACCAACAUUCCUCCAAACCUCCUGUUAACAUUCAUUCUGUUCACUCAGGUAAACUUCUCAAUUUUACGGGCAUCUCUGAGCACUUUAUUGCAGUGGGAAAGAGACAACAAUCCUCGAGUCCGCCAGCAUCACAACAUGAAACCUUUACCUCUGUUGACGAGGCAAAAGUGUACACUUGAUAAAAAUGUAUAAAACAGUUCACUAAACAAAGCUCUUCUAAAAUUAGUCAGAAUGGACCAUAAAUGGAGCCCAACAUUUCUUGGAUAAUAUUGUCAGUAAUAUUUUGGUAUGUUGAUUUUGUUGAAGUUCUUAAGCAAAAUUAUUAUUAUUAUUAUUAUUUUUACACAAGAUGGGUUGUUGAAACUAGACACACUGAAGUGUUGACAAGUGACACGAGUGUUAAUAGCAACUCAUCCUGUGUCAGCUCUUUGCAAGUGUAGAAAUAGAAACCCAUUAUGAGUCGAAACGUAAAGACGACACCAGUUGAGCUUGGUGUCGUUCAGUUUUUAUGCAAUUAUUGAACCAAAUUGAUGCUGAAGCUGAUUUAAAUGGAUGAUUCAGAUGACUGAAAAGAUUAUGAGCAGCUAAUAGUUUAAGAACAGUAGAAAACUAGCUUGCCGAUUAGCGUGCCACAUGCUACUUUGAUCAUGAGUGUAAAAUCCAACAACAAAACACAACUUUAGUAAGAGUGAACCACUUUGAAUUUUUUUUAAAGAUGGAGGAAGUCCACUUUAUUCUUGACCUUGUAUUCAUAUAAAGAGAAAGAGAUAAGAGUUUCCUACUGCAUGUCACUAAAUGCUCAUAGCAUUUCAACAGAUAUUACUUAAAAACAUCUGAACUAUCCCUGUAAGUCUGCUAUGUGAGGAAAGAGAACAGAUAAACUUUAACAAGCCUGUUCUCAUCAAAAAAGUUGAGACUUUCUAAAUAUAUAGGCUCUUCUAGCAGUUUUAGUAUUAAGUCAGUAGGUCAGUAACUCUGACUUCCAGGUGCUUUUUAAAUCUCAGCAAAGUGUUUAGAAACAACACACCCUGAUCAGAAACCAAUUGGAGUUGAAUAAUGGAAGAAAUCCCAAAUCUCCACAUUAGUUGAUCUAUGCUGACAAAAUUACUUAAACUAUAACCAACCACAGAGAGUUUUUAGAGUUCAAACCAAAGUUAAACAUUUUUUAUAUAUUUCCAUUUCAUAAUCAGUGAUGUAUGUUAAAGUCAAGCACUUAGAGAUAAAGAAAUUAUGAUACAAAGGGAACUAAGGCCUACACCCAAAACUACAGAGGGAUGAUAUUUAGAUCAUGAAUCAUUCUUGACCAUUAAACCAGAGAUAAGAAGGUUUGUAACGAGUGAAUAAAGAUUUGAAAAAGGCUCAGAUCAGGACGAUUGGGAAAAAGAAUACCACCACUAGCAAUAUAAAUAAUAAUAAAAAUGUGCAUCCCAAUACAUAAAAACCCUGCACUGGCUGACAAAACCCAGAGAGACAGGCGGAGGAAGAAGGAAACUCACACAUAUCAAACAUUUAUGUGCAUGCAAAAAUCAUUUAAUAUGCACUGCAAACUCUCUACACAAUCUUCUUUUUUUAAUGCUUUAUGCCAAUUUGAUAGCUCUUAAGUGAGUUAGUGUGUAUCAGUGCAUGUGAAAGGUGCGUGGGUGUGUAUUCCUGUGCAGUAAAUGUGCAGCGACGUGGCCUGGGAAAGACCUCCAGCUGUCUAGACAAAAACCAAACACACACAACCGCACACACACAGCAGUCUAAAUAAACUACUUAAAGAGCCAGACACACUUUCAUUCAUCUAGUGCUCCCCCCAGCCACCACCGUUUUCACUGAGGACCACACAAGGUACAGCGAAAACAUUUAUCUCACACACACCUGGUCUUCCUCCAGAGCGCCUCCCUCCUCCUCCUGUCUCAGCGAGCUCUUCCUGUUCCCAAGAGAUGCCCGCUGUCCAAUCACAGAGCUCCUUUCCAAGAAGGGCCCCCUUUGCCAUUGGCCGACCGAGUUUGGGUCUCCGUGGAAAUGUUUGUCGUUUGUUGUUGUUGCUAUGUCGUACGUAAGUGUGCCUGCCUGUGCUGAGACGGGCUAAAUGUGAGCGGCCUGUGUGGGCUGUCAAUCAUCCCCGGCCGCGCUGUCUCAGACUAUGAUGAUGAUGAUGAUGAUGUUUGGAUGGUGGUGAUGAGUCUGAUGAAGAUUGAUAGUUUCGAUAGUGAUGCCUCAGAAGAUUGUUGCAAUACAACUACUUUUUGCCUUUUUGAUAUUAGUGAUAUUUUAACGUAGUGUGUUAAAUGUAAGAUUUUGUUUUGAAUUAUUGUUAUUAUUGUUGUUUAUCACUUUAGAAAGAGAGAAAAAAGGAUUUCACUUUAUUUCACUGUUCACACAGACAACUGUUUGCAUUUGUAAAAUUUGUGAAAGUGUGAAACUACCUAAACACACAAAAGCUGCAGAUCAGUAAGGCAGAAGAGGAAAUCCGUAACAUGUGCUUCUGUGUUUAAGUGCCCUUUUCAGUUGAAGGUGUUGUUGUUAGUUUGCGAAUUUGUGCUUUUAUAUGUUUAUUUUUGGCAAAAAGAGUUUCAGUCAUUCCUCUUUUUAUUUCUUAUGCAGUAUAAAGUCUUUUUUGUUUUUUCUUAUCGUCUCCAAACUCUACAUGUGUGCCUUCUGGUGUCCAGUGUUACAUUACUGUUGCCUUUUGACAUUUAACCGAACACAGCCUGGAACAUUGAAUAAGCCUGGCUGUGUGAUGUAAGGAAGUCUUGCAGGAAAAUGGAAGAAACAUGCCCAAAUUUAUUAAGAAAACAUCAUUUUCAUAGCAAAACAGCAAAAUCAGGAGCUGCAUUCUGAAUUAUUUAAACUCAAUUUUUCUUCACCUGAUAAUUUAAGACAUAUUAGCCCAGAAACAAGUGGUUCUGGAAGCACUUAUGUGUCAUUAGCACAAGGCAACUGGAGAAAAUUAAGGUUUCCCCCCUUUUUGUGUGUUUCCUCUCAUGCUGCAGUGUUGUGUGCUUCUCCGCUCCGCUCUUUGAAUCAGCGCUGCACUGGCGCCUCUUCCUCUGACAAUGUUGUAGAAAACAAAAUGUGCGAUAACACUCUCUUUUUGUUGCAGUAUGUGACGUGUUCAUAUUUAAAUAAAACCUCUGUAUUACGACUGCGCUGCAACGCUUGCGACUGUUGUAAAAGUCUUCCAGCUGUUGUGGAGUUUAAUCCUGAAGGCACAUUAAUGGUGGAAGUUGUACAGUAUGGUGAGAUUCAGUCUGGAUUCCCGCCUUUGAGAAAAGUAAAAUUAAAUGUAAAAACAUGAAUUAUGGUCAGCUUUUCAGCAAUGAGCAGAAUCUUAAAACCCAUCUAGGACACAAGUUGUAAAGUCUGGUUUAGGAUCCAGGAAUCUGUCAUUGCAGAAAAGUUUUGGGGGUUAAACUCCAGACAGUUUUCUCUCACAGCAUGGGUAACACACUUAUAUAGAGAUCUAUUUUAUUCUCAAUAAUACCUGCUUGUUUGUGUAUUAAGACAGUUCCUUUUAACUUAUGUUCACGUUGACGGGUUUAUGUUAUAUUCCUUGCAAAAAUAACUCAACAAUGCUUCAUUGUUGGUGAUACAGAACUUGGUAAGAAUCAGACACAUUUCAUUUAGCCUUUGAAUUAACAAAAGUACAAAUAAAAAAAGUUUUAUAAAUA
Messenger RNA from Gambusia affinis (western mosquitofish), 6795 nucleotides. RefSeq names its product prostate transmembrane protein, androgen induced 1 (gene pmepa1). The record is from RefSeq and is a predicted model, not a curated record. Lineage: Eukaryota; Metazoa; Chordata; Actinopteri; Cyprinodontiformes; Poeciliidae. Bases 423 to 1397 code for a protein of 324 amino acids. Gene Ontology annotation, biological process: negative regulation of transforming growth factor beta receptor signaling pathway. The transcript is spliced from 5 exons. Gene Ontology annotation, cellular component: early endosome membrane; Golgi membrane. Gene Ontology annotation, molecular function: R-SMAD binding.